UAAUAGACAUCAUCAUUCAUUCCUGGACCAGGAAGUAAGGUCUGAUGUGAAUAUGUCUUUAACGCCACAUCAUCUCAAUGUCCAUCUUCUGUCCACGUCACUCCCAGUGGACGUUGCCCAGCUUGAUGGUCAGUGAAAUGAACUCCUGGUAAUGGAUUCACAGUGAAAGGAUGCUUGGAUAGCUAUGCUGACCAAUGGCUAUCUGGCAAUACCACUGACCAAGUCCACUUGGUGGAACUGAGCUUUGAGAAAGAUGAUGAAACGACUGAAGCGCCGGCUUUCCCUGACUCUAAGGGGGGGUCGCCCCGGCGAAGACAGUCUGUCGGAACUUGCGGAACAGUUAACAAUAGAAGAAACAAGCGACAUUGCUGUACGAGAAAAUGGCAUUGUACACGAGAACCCCAGAAUCGGAUCUGAUGGAGAAAGUGAGGAGGUAUCAGUCACGUCGGACGAGAAAGAGGAUGUCAUCUCUCCCGUCCGACUCCGCAACAAACAGAGGAGGUUUAGUGAGGAGGUGACAAAGAGGUUGUCUCUACCGGCUGACAUCCGUCUUCCAGAAAAUUUCCUAGCACGCCAAAAUCUGACCCUUAGUCCCGAUGGCCAACUGUCACGGAGGUCACGGAGGAAGUCUCUGUCUGAAAUUGGUUUUGGAAAGAUUGAAUCCUAUACCAAACUGGACAAGCUUGGGGAGGGAACAUAUGCAACAGUGUUUAAAGGGAAAAGUCGACUUACUGACAACCUGGUUGCCUUGAAAGAAAUCAGGCUGGAGCACGAAGAAGGGGCUCCCUGUACAGCCAUCAGGGAAGUGUCACUGCUAAGAGAUCUGAAGCACGCCAAUGUCGUCACACUACAUGAUAUAAUACACACGGACAAGUCUCUGACGCUUGUCUUUGAAUAUCUCGAAAAGGAUCUCAAACAGUAUAUGGAUGACUGUGGCAACAUCAUGAGCAUGACCAAUGUUAAGAUAUUUUUGUACCAGUUAUUACGAGGGUUGGCGUACUGUCACAAGCGCCGUGUACUCCAUCGAGACCUGAAACCACAAAAUCUUCUAAUCAAUGAGCGUGGGGAGCUGAAGCUGGCAGACUUUGGUUUAGCCAGAGCAAAGUCAAUUCCAACCAAGACAUAUUCAAAUGAAGUUGUCACAUUGUGGUACCGCCCACCGGAUGUGUUACUAGGGUCCACAGAGUACUCAACACAGAUUGACAUGUGGGGAGUUGGGUGUAUUUUCUACGAGAUGGCAUGCGGCAGGCCGCUGUUCCCCGGCUCCACGGUGGAGGAUGAGCUCCACCUCAUCUUCAAGACACUUGGAACUCCUUCAGAUGAAGAGUUCUCAGGAAUCUCGACCAAUGAGGAGUUUGUCUCCUACAACUUUCCAUUCUACAGACCAGAACCUCUCAUCAAUAUAGCACCAAGAUUGGAUUCUGAUGGUUUAGACAUUCUAGCCAGAUUUUUAAAGUACGAGGGGAAGAGCAGGAUAUCGGCCGCCCAGGGGAUGAAGCAGCCAUUCUUCACAUCCUUCGGCCCUUCAAUACUGCGACUGCCUGACACUGUUUCCAUAUUCACAAUACCAGGAGUAUCUCUACAUCGGGACCCCGGGAUGAGGUCAUCGUCCGUAGCAACAUCAGGCAACCGUCGCCGCCAAAGUAUGCUGUUCUGAUGAAACACAAACUUAGACAAUGGAAUAAUCAACACUACCAGGUGCUCAUGGGUACAAGGAGAGACCCCUGGAGGUGAGCUGCUCAAGGGGGGUAAUCCAUGCCCCGACAGAGCACGAGUCCCGCCCGGAGUUGUAGGCCCUGAACUGAGCAUGAUGGACAACUGCAGAAAAAACAGAGAUCAAAUCUGAUCGAUGAUGAACAAUUACAUCAGCUGAGAUCAUAAGGAAAUAUGAACGCAAAAAAUGACGAGGAGAAACGCCAUAUAAUGGGGUAUUCCUGGUUGAGGCUGCAGGAAGGACAUCAUGGUCCUAACAACUACCAAGAUGUAAUAUUUGUGUAUUUAUUUUGUCUCUAUUUUAAUGUAAUUUAUUUAUUUUGCUAAAAAAUUCAACCACAGCAUCAAGUGGUUUCUUUAGAAAAAACAUAAUGGCGUAAGACUUCUGCAGGCAGAAUGUGUUGGGUGUGGGACUUGUAUGAUCGUAUCACUGUGUAUUUGUGCAGAUAGUUCACAUAAGUAGGCGUCUAAAGGCUUGCUUAUUGAUGACUAGUAUUUAGGCAGAUAGCAUGUGUGAUCAUGUGAUUUUCAGACAGAACUAACGCUACUGUGCUUUGCUGUAUUUUUGUUGAAGUCAUUAUAAAUCUAAGGGUGAUAAUGUUUUCGAUACAACACUAAAUGUUAAGGUCAAGGUCAUAAGGUUACAGGGGUCGACGUUAUAUUUUUAUAUUUUCACGUUGUUAUCGGUCGGGUAUCAAAAAUGGAAACUAAUGUGUGAAAAAGAACAAAAUUUAACCAUGUAUUAAGACAUUUUACAACAGAAAUAUAUCAAAGCACAGCAGAAUAGUCAGAUUAUUGAACGAUGUUUGUUAGGAAUGGGACUUUAGUAGCCAUAUCCUCAGGUCUUAAAUAUUCAGAUAUACAAUAUUUAGAAACACUUUUUUGUAAAGGCAUUUAUGUACAUGCUCUAUUUUCAUCUGAUGUCAUGUUUUAAGCUGUCAUUGUAUGUCCUUGCCAUGCUGUUUUAAUGUCAAUGUACAAAAAUGUUCAUUUAUGGCUCAAAGAGCUAAUACAUACCAGUGUAUCAGAACAGUCAUCAGUCAGGGGCCAUGGAGGGAUACGGUGAAAAACUGGCUUUAAUAGAAUCGGUUUUCUGAGUUGAUAUUCUGGCUUGAAUGGCUGAAUCAAAUGAUGUCUGAAAAUUGAUACUAAUUAAACAUUAUGAGAGAAUAUUCAAGCACAAAAGCUUGAACAAACAACAAUGGAUAUGGAGAUAUUUAUAUACUAGUAGGUUAUAGGCAUAUGAAUGCAUUGAUGUAUUGACUAGUGGCAUAUGUAAGACUAUUGAUCUAGGAGAAGGGUUAAAUUGGUCGAAGGAUUGGAAAAAUUAUACCUGGUUAAUGAAAUGAAUACAGUCAAAACAGUUGUCUAUUUGUUUGCUUAAGGAAAAAUGUGCAAGUGGUAUAGGAUUGAAAACAGCUAAAACAUGAAAGCAUUAUAUAUCGUUAACAUUUUGGUUCAAUUAUUGUACAAUUUAUACUUGUGUAUUGUCGGUUUUCAUCAAGUUUUCGAUGACACAGGUUCAUUUGACAGAACUUACAGUUAAUGCAAUAAAUGCUUUAGUUACCAAUAUACUUGAACUAGAAGUGCUUUUGAAAAUUUAGUGAACGUUUGUUAGUUAUGUUUAGUUCAUGAGUGAUUGCUAGUUAAUUUUGGGAAUGGUCAGUUUGGGGAUCAGGAAAAGUGCCAAAAUACUGCCAAUAUGGAAAAAUGGCAUCAGGCAUAAACGUCUCUGUGAAUUAGUCUAGUUGAGUGUGUUCUUACGUUCUACACAAGCAGCAGUGGUUUUUGUUCCAAUAAGAUUUCAACUAUUUUAAAAGUAAAAUGUGAAUUGAACUUUGUAAGUUAAAUUAUGCAUAUUUUUCGUAUUGACAAAACCAAGCCUAGGGUGAUGUUGCCCAGUAUUGAUCGAUCUGGCGGAAGACUUUCAGGAAUCAUUAUUUAAUUUCAGUUUGUGUGUUAUUAUGUUCAUUGUGCUCUCAUUUCCAUUUCGUAUUGCAACAUAUACACGUAUACACUUCUCAUAUACACUUCUCAUAUAUACAUUUUAUUGAUAAAUCAUGAUCUAAUUAAUUUGUACAUUUACUCACCUGUACAAAUAAAAGAAAAUAUACCUUUUAAUUUGAUAUAUGACUUGAUCUUACAUACCCCAUGACAGGUUGAAGGAAGCUGAAGUCAAGACAGGGUCAGUGUUUUGGAGAGAAAGGGAUUAUAUUUCUUAACAGUGUGGGGCGGUUGGGUAGCCUAGUGGUUAAAGCAUUGGCUCGUCACGCUGAAGACCCGGGUUCGAUUCCCCAC
Haliotis rubra (blacklip abalone) is the source of this 4011-nucleotide messenger RNA. Its product is annotated as cyclin-dependent kinase 17-like. The record is from RefSeq and is a predicted model, not a curated record. Gene Ontology annotation, cellular component: cytoplasm; nucleus. Gene Ontology annotation, molecular function: ATP binding; protein kinase activity. Gene Ontology annotation, biological process: protein phosphorylation. NCBI's taxonomy places the organism in Eukaryota, Metazoa, Mollusca, Gastropoda, Lepetellida, Haliotidae.